AUAAAAACAGUCCAAUUAACGGAAGCUUAAAUUAAAUAUAAUGUAUUUUCCAUUUGGGUCCUUAGCAAUAAUCAUUCUAAGCCUUUCAAAUUACUCGCAGGCGGCACGCAUAUUGGGUGUUUUCCCCUCACCCUUUAAAUCACAUCUUAUCAUACAUUCUGCUAUCGCUGAAACUUUAGCUGCUGCUGGUCAUAAUGUUACCAUUAUGGGUUCAUUUCCUAAUGUUUUGCCUCAGGCUAAAUACGAGUAUAUACUCUUAGAGGGCAAACAAUUGGAUGCGAACUUUGUAACUAAGACUAUAGAGAAUCCCGACUCCACGCACAAAAAGUUUAACAAUAUGAUUGGUGUGGCCAUGAAAAGUGCCAAUUAUAGUUUGAAUCAUCCAAAAAUGAAGAAGUUUUUGAGCCAACACCAAGCAGGUGAUUUUGAUCUUGUGAUAUUGGGUUAUUUUAUGAAUGAUUUUUUAUUGGGUUUAGGGGCCCACUUUCAAUGCCCCAUCAUUAUUUCGUUUAUGAUAAGACCCCUAUUUGCCAUAGAUACUAUAGUGGGAAAUCCUGAAGAGCCGGCCUAUGUACCCACUGUUUUCAGUAAUCUGAAAGAGCCCUUGGAUUUUGGGGAUCGCGUUCUCAAUUACUUGGCCAACUUUGUUGAGCACAAUAUAAUGGAGAAGGCAAUGAGGAGGAAAAUGCAGGAAAUUUAUAAGUAAGUGGAAGAAAUUAUAUGAAACUUAAGAAAAUAUUCUCUCAGAACUAGAACAGAACUAUAACAGAACUAGAACAGAACU
This is a messenger RNA of Lucilia sericata (common green bottle fly), 784 nucleotides long. RefSeq names its product UDP-glucosyltransferase 2-like. The transcript has a single exon. The coding region runs from base 41 to 706 and encodes 221 amino acids. NCBI's taxonomy places the organism in Eukaryota, Metazoa, Arthropoda, Insecta, Diptera, Calliphoridae. Gene Ontology annotation, molecular function: UDP-glycosyltransferase activity. The record is from RefSeq and is a predicted model, not a curated record.